AGCUUGCCUGUCGGUGACCCCCUAGCGGCCAGAACAGCCGCUUCCCGUCAUUCAGACAGAGGGAGAGAGAGGGGGGAAGGACGAAGAAUGGCGUCCGUGCAGUGCCCAAAAUGCACUGUAGAACGGAAAGGGUUUCGGCGCGAACUUGAUUCUUGGCGACACAAAUUGAUACACUGCGUUGGAUUUGAAAGCAUCCUGGAGGGAAUCUAUGGCCCGAUGCUGCUGAGAGACCUCAAUGUAUUUGAUGACUGUGAACCCGAAGAGGUGGAUGACUGGUCCCCAGAAGCAAACUGCUCUCAGUGUUCAUUCUGCAACCUUCCCCUGGACAAACUCAGUGAUCAAGUACCUGCAGCCACUUCGCCCCUCUCCUCCCGCUCUGAUUACUCUCCCUGUCAGGCUCCAAGCAUCUCUGAGAGCAGCCAGUCAGCUCACAGAUUUCUCCAAGCUGUGUUUCACAAGAAAGAUGUUCCCCUGGGCUGCGACGCCAACAUCCCUCUGGUUGCCCAGGAGCUGAUGAAGAAGAUGAUCCAUCAGUUUGCCCUGGAGUACGCAUCCAAGUGUCUCCUCCAGACCGGCACAAACGGUGUGACAACAAGGACCUCAUCACCUUCGUCGGAAACGUCAGAUGCCCCUCUGGACCUCACAGUGAGCCGGACCCAGGAGGAGAAAGAGAGUGAGCCUGAACUAGACGGCGUGCUCGACCUCUCCAACAGGAACUCUGUCUGCUCAGCAACUUCAUCGUCAUCCUCUUCUUCAUCUAAUCACAAAGCCUCCGGGAGGCAGCACAGGCAGAAGGAGUACAUUGAGAGGAGCUGGGAGCUGUCUGAGGGGUUGCUGUCCAAGGCCUUGAAGGAUAUACGUUCAGGGAGGCUGCAGGAGCAGCGAGCAGCAUUGCUUUAUGGGAUACCCCUUCACACCCUGAGGCAGGGCCUGGAAGGCUGGGCCGGGGGAAGGCUUGGGAUGCUCCACCAACUCGCACCGGGAAGCAGAGAUUUCAGGGAUGAGGUGACGUCGUACAAUGUGAUGUCAUCAAUGCUGGGUGGUGAAGCCCGUCUUGUUCUGCAGAAGGUGGCAGCAUGGGCGGAGCGGGCAGAAAUCGGAGGAGCCGCAGAGGAGAACGGAGACUUUAGUUUCCCUUCGUCCUCUCUUACUUUUUAUCAGCCGGGAGGUCUACCGAAAACCCUCCCCCACUCAUUUCCCCAACUCAGGGAUGCUCUCCAGCCCCCAUCGAGCCCCACUCCCAGUCUGGAGCCAGCCACACCCCUGCGUAUUCCUCAGGUCCGUUCUAUCUCCGACCAUAACCGGUCGAUCUCAGCUGAGAAUUGCAGUGUGGCCGAAAACCUUCAUCAACGUACCUCAUCCACAGAGGGUACUGCCAGUUCAUCGACAGCUGCUGCCAGACCUUCGUCUCUCUUCAAACUCAGACCUCCUUUCUUGGCUCACGGCUGUCCAGGCAACGCCAACCAGUCACCUCAUCGCCUGGGCCCACGUGGGUCCUCACUGGAUGAUUCAGAGGAGGGGGCAGGUAGCCGGGAUAGAGACAAGCAACCGAGAAAGAAACGUGGGAGGUAUCGCCAGUACGACCACGAACUACUGGAGGAGGCCAUCAGUAUGGUGAUGGCAGGUCGCAUGAGUGUUUCCAAGGCCCAGGGAGUUUAUGGGGUGCCCCAUAGCACACUGGAAUACAAAGUCAAGGAGCGCACUGGAACACUGAAGAACCCACCCAAGAAGAAAUCUGCCAACUUUUGUUCAUCCAAUUCCAACUUGUCUGGUUCUGGGACCACAACCGGUUCCACAAACUCAGGGACUCUUGCCUCAGCUGCUGAUGCAAAGAGGUUCUAGACCACAAAACGCCUCCAGAACUCCUCAACACUUGAACUCAUCACCUCUUACAAGACACACGUUUUCUGAAGACACUUGUUAGAACACAACACAUGCCUUUACAAAAUAUGUGGAUAUUAAUAUUCAGGUCUUUUAACUAUGUGUCUAUAAUGUGAGAGUCAUACUUUAGCUGGGUUUCUCUUUCUCAGUCCUGGGUUUUAGUUAAAACAGCUACGAGGUCCGUUUUUUUUCAAGAGGGAGUGGUGCUUAUUGCAGCUUUUGUUCACAGGAGCUGCUAAACUCAACAAAAACUCCUCAUGGGUUUGUUUUUUUCCACUAAAGCUAAAAGAUGUUGAAGGAAAGGGCUCGGGUUAUAUUAUCUGUUUACUGUUAUAAAGUAAUCCCAUGGAAACACCCAAAACUGAAAAUGAAUUUUGUAUUGUCGGUGAAGCCAAAACCUGAUAUAUUGAAAUUCUCAGUUGUUUUUAAUAUUUUUUUUAUGGAAAAGUGACAGAUGUGCACACUGUCAGCAAAAAAACAUGUAAAAGAAGCAUCAUUUUGUCUUAAACUUUCUUCAGGCACGACUGAAACUUUUUCAAUUCAUCUUAUUCAUUCUUAUAUCUAAUGCAAAUCUUACAGUUAUGUAUUUUAAUGUGGGGCUAAAAAGACCAUACAUAUAUGUAGAGCUGAAACAAUUAAGAAGUUGACUGACAAAAAACAAUCAACCACUAUUUUGAUAAUCAGUUUAUCAUUCAUGUCAUGUUUUUAAGCCAAAAUGCUAAAUAUAAAUGAUGAUUUCCUGCUUUUCUUUAAACUUAAGUGAUACUAAAUUGAAUAUCUUUGGGUUUUGUUCUGUUGUUCUGCUAAUUUUAGCUAUUUUUUUGGGACGUUUUAAACACCAAACAAUUAAUUGAUUAAGAGUAACUAUUUAUGAAAAUAAUAGUUACAGCCCUACGUUUAAGGAUAAAUCAGCUUUGGCCUCGUCAGGAGAUUUCUUGGUACUAACACGGAUAAAAUAACUCCAGUGUUAUCCUUGAAAGACCUCCAGGAAAUUCUUAACUUUUCACGUUUACAUGAUUUGGUUUUUCUUCAAGAAGAACUGACACUGAUUGUUGUUCCUGCCCAGGAUUGAGUCUGAGAAACAAAGCUCAGAAACUAAGUGUGACUCUCAUGUUUGCUAGCUGUUAGGUUAUUAGGUUAUUCAGGUUUGAUUCAAUUCUUAAAGCUCCUCAUUAAUGGAGCAACAAUGAUUGUCAUUUGCAGCUUUUUAUCUCUCUCUGGGUAUCUUACCUGGGCUAUUGAAGUGACUUAGAGCCAUUGUAACAGAUAAAAAAAACUCAUUAAUAUUGUUAGACACCUCUACAAACAGGGAGAUUGUACAGUAUAAACUGCUGUGGUGGCUGCAUCUUCAUUAUGAGUUUCUGUUGAAGAGAUUAGCUUAUGAAAGCCAUUUUUGUGUCCACAUAGUUUUCUGCUAUAUUCGUGCAAAAGCUAGUCUGAACAAUGUAUUGAGUGUAGUUUGGAAUGCUGCAUGUUUUUAAAUGUGCACUGAUAAGCUUGGGAAAUGUGCGUUAUUGUGUACAUGUACUGUUUGUGAAAGAUGUUGUUUUAUUAUCACAGGUAUUUACUAAUUCUGCUACUGUAGCUGUAUUACUGUAAACCUCAUACAUGACUGCUGCUUUAAAAACUUAACUUUAUGGGACUGUUUCCCUGGCACAAAGAAGCGUAGCUACAACAAAAAAGAGCUAAUUUCAACAAAUGCGAUUUCCAAGGUGAAAUGCAUUGUAAUGUGUGAAGCCUAAAUGACAGACUAGUGUUAAGUGUAGUGAAAGGGUUAAUCGUUACACUGGAGGUUGGUGAAAAGUUGGCUCAGAGCAAGGCUUACAGGCUUCUUUGUCUGCAUCUGGGGAAAUGCUAAAUGUUGCGUCUACGCUAGUGUCUGCCUCUGAGAUGGGCCUAUAUCCAUUAACAGUGCUACUACCAAAGCAGCAGUUCAGGGUUACCUACGCAAAAGCUGCUUCGAUUUGUUUUGCUGUGAUGUCAGCCUGCCUGUGUGUCUGUUUGUCUGUCUCUCUCUAACCUCGUUGCCACAUAUAUACCUCUGAACUUUUAUCUGCCUAUAGCCCAGUGUCAGGUUUCAAAUCAAAGCCUCUUGAACAUGCUGGCGUAUGAGCUCUUACUAGCUGAGGGAGGCUUAGGAGCUCUUUGUCUCUCAAGGAAACAACACCCAAGUGUAAAUUUAUUGCCAUCGACAACGCUUAAACUUCUUCAAGUAAAUUAUCAUACAGUCAGCCAUUUGGCAGAGCGUGAUAGCAUUUUAAAAAAUGAUUUAAAUUCUGCCCUGUGGCAUUUAUGGGCAAUCUGCCAUGUUCUUAGCUAAGUAGUUAUCUUUGUUGAUAAUCUUUGUAUGUGUAUGUAAUUUUAAGGCUAAUUGUAAAGCAGUUUUAUUUUUUUAAGCUUUUUUUGUGUGGCAUUUCAACCUUUCUAACUCUGGCAAACAAAUAUACUGUUAUCUCCGCUACUGAAUGUCUCUACUCAUUAACAGUACACAGUGCCUGUGUCUGGGGCUAUAGCAUAGUGCAGCAUGAUGUCUCUACUCGGGGAAUUAUCUGCUAUUUAUGUCCAAGGGUCAGUUUGUAAACAAGCCUAAACACCUCUUGAGAAAUUCAUUGUGUCUGUUAAAUGCUUGUAUAUUCUGGGAACAAUCCCAGGCUUGUUUUCAAAUUGGCUUGAGGCUUUUUUUGUUUGUUUGUUUUGACUGAACUGCUGGCAAAUUUUUAAAACAACUUAUCAUGAAUCUGCUAUUUAUGCAUCAAUCAAUUAUUGCACUAUGAUUUAUAAGAAGCAUUUUUAUCAUAGAAACCUGUUUUGUGUUGUUGCUGCAUACUUAUUUAUUGAUUGUGCUUCAGAACUGUGAUUUUACUAGUUUUGAUUACUGUAGUUCUUGAUUUGUAAUGGGGCACUUUGAUGCAAUGUGAAAUGUGUAUUGCUACAAAUGCAUGAACGCUUCUAAAUGUUAGCUGAUAUAAUUUAUUUUGUCCUAAAGUGACACCCCCAAGUAUUGUGGUUGUGUGGUGCUUAUGUUAAAAAUUAUUUAAGUGAUUUUAAAAAAUAAUGUGUUUAUCAUAACAAACUCUUCAGUAACACUACAGAAUGUAACACUUUUACUGUGUCCAACCGAGUUGAACUCUGACAAGGUCUGAACACACACAGUACUUAAACAGCUGGAAAGACCAUCCAAUAUGAAUUACUUUAAAUUUUGUAAUGUUAUUAAAAUUAAUGACUUACUUUUACAAUGAAAUAUAUCACUUAUAGGGCCUGAUGUAACUCUUAUUGAUUUGAACAUCAGAGGGUUUUUUGAGCUGUCAAUUUGUCGGUGAAAGUGCUGUUGAAAAGAACAUUUUUGGUUUGAGCGUGUCUACAAUCGUUUCCUCUGCUUUUAGCAGAAUGUUAUCAUUUGCCUUCAGCAAUUCAUCAAUAAAACAGUUCUAUAAUCA
Messenger RNA from Lates calcarifer (barramundi perch), 5318 nucleotides. RefSeq names its product ligand dependent nuclear receptor corepressor-like (gene lcorl). The transcript is spliced from 7 exons. The record is from RefSeq and is a predicted model, not a curated record. Lineage: Eukaryota; Metazoa; Chordata; Actinopteri; Centropomidae. Gene Ontology annotation, cellular component: nucleus. Gene Ontology annotation, molecular function: DNA binding. The coding region runs from base 88 to 1842 and encodes 584 amino acids. Gene Ontology annotation, biological process: regulation of transcription by RNA polymerase II.